AUGGCGACGGUCGAUCCCGGGGAACUAGCCUGGCGUCGACGUUGGGCCAAAGCUUUCCCCACACUUGUGCCGCACUUGAUGGAUGUCGGGCCGUCGCCAGCGACCUUGCCUGUACCGAUUACGAAAUUGCCGUAUCCGGAAGAAUUUACAGCUACAACCGACAAUAUGGAUCAUUUGUGGUGGCAGCGUCUGGCUUGGCGAACCUUUUGGGACGAGUACACGGACGACCGAUCGCUCCCGGACGUGGCGUCCGACGAUUGUAUCCCCAAUAUUAACAGCAACAGCAACAACACUGUAAGCAACGCCAACAUCAACAACAUCACAGGCCUUCCUCCCGAAGAUCCCCCUUCCGUACUCCGCAACAUUGCGACCUGGAAUCAGAGUUUGGGUUACGGAGAAAUCACCGCCGAAGCGACCUGGACGUUGGUGCGUACCAUCCAACCGUACCUGCCAUCAUCCCAAUCUCUGACAGCCGUGGAUUUGGGUAGUGGGAACGGUAAGGUCUUACUGGCGGCAGCCUUUGCCUAUCCCUUUCGUAAACUCGUAGGCCUGGAACUCCUGCCCGGUCUCCACGAAGACGCCCUGCGGUACCAAGCCUACUGGCAACAACGGUGGAAAGGUACAGCCGCAUCCAAUACAACAAUCCCGACAACACUAGGAGCAGCAGCAAUAUCGACAACCACCACAGUAUCGAAUCUCGAUCCGUCCACCCUAGCCACAAAAUCCAGCGAGACCGGCGCUCUUUCUCCGGCCGUGUUGGAAUUCUACUGCGACGACUUUACCAAUAGUCCAAACGUCGAUUGGAUCCAUCAAGCCGACGUGGUCUUUUGCCACGCCACCGUGUUUCAAACAAAACUCUUGGAGCGUCUGCAAGUCUGUUGCGAACAAACUCGUGAAGGGACCUUGUUUUGUAUGGUCACCAAACCCUUGCAGUGCAACGCACGCAUCGAAACGUUGGCCGAAAUACGACUCGAUAUGAGUUGGGGACGAGCGGCCGUCUACGUGCAACGCCGUAGAAUCCAUCAUCGACUACCACCAACCGAGACAGCGACAGAUUUGUCUCUUAAUGUCACCACGACGACUGUGUCAACCACGUCUCCGAACGAUCAAUCGGCCCCACAGGCCACUGAACUAAGAGCCAACGCCGAUUCCUCCGACCGUGGCACUAAUUGUACCAGACACAGCAUGGCUUCCCAAAAACGACCAAUGCCUACAAGUUCUACCGAGACGGCUGUAGCACAAAAGAAGCGUCUAGUGGCCGAUUCCGAAGCAACGCUUGCAGAAUCUGCCCUGUCGUUGAACGAGGUACCGGAAACAAUGGAGUCACCGCCUCAUUUGGUAAGCUUCGAAGCACCUUGUCCAAGAGGCGAGCCGAGAGAGGAAAAAGUGUGUUCGACAGUCGCGAGACCAAUCGGAGAUGAGUACCGAAUUUUGCAUCUGGACGAUUGCCCCGAUCUUAUACACCAAGUUGGCGGUGCCGUCCUUACGUGCCCACCAGAUCUCGAAUCCAUGCUGUGGGAGAUGGGCGACAGCGUUCCGGAUCCUACCAAACUGACGGGACAGCAACAGUACAACCGAGUAUCGGGCAAAUCUUCCAUGAGUGUACGGUACCGUAUGUACGAUGGCAGCAAUUUGCAGCAAUCGUUCGCCGCCAGUAGCAAUACCCGAACGGAAAAACAGUUCCUCGCCCGCUGCGGCCCAUCGCUCGAUCUAUUUGAUGCGGUCCUGCGGCAAUUUGUGCUGGAGCAAAAAUUUUGCAAGUCCUGGCACGAGUCAUCAACCAUGAAGUAUCGCUUUUCGGUAAUGUUCACCGACAGUCAGGCCGUUCCACAAAACGCUCACAUUGAUUACCAAUGGGAUGAUUUGGACGGAUCAGAUCCCAUGCCGUAUCUCGGAUUUCUACCGUUGACGAAAGCGGGUAUGUUUUUACAACUGUGGACGGGUAAUCCGGAUGACGGUGUGAUCAAAAUGGGGAACAUCGUGUUUGUACCGUGGGGAAAGUUGCUCUUGGUUCCGGGCAACACGGUCCACGGCGGGGGCUUCCGUACGGGUAAUCACGGCAAUUUACGGGCGCACUUUUACAUUCACUUUGGCGUCCUCAAGGUCAACGCCAACAAUCACUACAAGAAUCGGUACGGGUACGAUCUUUCCUUGACGCAUCUGCACAAUCCAUCCAACGAUUUUAGCAAGUUUUGGAACUAGAUGAAUGGAAUUGCUGUCGCAAUCGCUACGCAAACAGAUUGAAUAGAUUUUCCCUGGGGAGAAAUUUGUAAAAUAUAAGCUUAUGCUCAUUUUUUG
Messenger RNA from Phaeodactylum tricornutum CCAP 1055/1, 2298 nucleotides. RefSeq lists its product with no specific name. The record is from RefSeq and is a predicted model, not a curated record. Bases 1 to 2202 code for a protein of 733 amino acids. The transcript is spliced from 2 exons. NCBI's taxonomy places the organism in Eukaryota, Bacillariophyta, Bacillariophyceae, Surirellales, Neidiaceae.